This is a messenger RNA of Lineus longissimus, 3087 nucleotides long. RefSeq names its product beta-1,3-galactosyltransferase 5-like. Gene Ontology annotation, cellular component: Golgi membrane. NCBI's taxonomy places the organism in Eukaryota, Metazoa, Nemertea, Pilidiophora, Heteronemertea, Lineidae. The record is from RefSeq and is a predicted model, not a curated record. Bases 691 to 1869 code for a protein of 392 amino acids. The transcript is spliced from 3 exons. Gene Ontology annotation, molecular function: hexosyltransferase activity.
CUAUGUUAUUGUCUAACAAUUUUUUCGCGGAACAAUCACCACGUUGAGGCAGAUCUUUUGAAACUGUCGCGAUUGUGAUAUUUGUCUUCAUCGCAUGACCCAAGUCAUAUCAGAGCCAAGAGAGAAGGGUACUAUAUCAUACUAAACACUGUUCACUGUUGCUCUACCGAUGCUGCGUGACCGCUACCACUGACUAUCGAUAAAACCAGUUCAUAUUAGUGAUAGUAUUACCCGAGCCGUUUACAAGCGCUUCGCAGACGCUUCAGUUCGGAUUUUGUCUUCGGAUGGUUCAGUUGAAUCUUAGGAUAACGGAGAACGCAGCAGGUGGAAUAGUAAGAUUGGUGGAUUUAACUGCUGAUGGUUUUGUUCGCGGCUUUGUGCCCAGGAAUACAGUUCACUGAUGUGUUGGGUGCUAGUUGCCAUGACGACAUGAGAUGCAUCUCGUGCGGUGGAGCGGUUAAGUAGGUUCGGCCAGCCGUCAUAACUUGUUCGUGGUCAUAACUGUAUACAUCGGACUAAGAGUGAAUAAACAAGACACAAAAGGAUAUAUAUGAUAAGUUGACCAAAUAUAUGGCAACAAGACAGGAAACAACUCGUCAAUAUAAGCACUAGGGUAACGGACACGAGGACCGGAUUGAAAUUAUCAGCAUUCACACUGUGAAUCAUGUUUGGAAAUCCCGAGGAAACUAGAUGAUAAACACAGGAAGGAUGUGUAGUUGUUUUCCACGUCGAGGCUGCCUUGUGCGCUGUGGGUGCAUCAUGAUCAUCCCAGCGCUGUUAUUUUGGGUAUUUAUUACCCUGCCCCCAAGACCACGAAUGACAAGCAAUGGGGAGUACAUCUUAGAUGACUAUACGGACGAAAGUGCGUUAUUUGUUCCGGCGCCAAUGGCACCUCAUCGAGUAUUCCUAGUUGAUAAUAGGAGAAUUAGCAAUAAAAGAUACAUCGCUCCACAGCAGCAGCAACCACAACAGCACGUGGAAGCGGAAACUGGGCCUCCCGUAGCGAAACCCAUGACAAUGAAACAAUAUGGCGUCAAGCUGGAUGAGCCUGGGAUAUGUAAUGGCUCAGUGUUUCUUUUAGUUUACGUCCAUACUGCUCCGCUCCAUCAUAAGAAACGCAUGCUCAUCCGGGACACUUGGGGAAAUCCACAAAACUACCCAAAUACUUCUGUCCGCCUCGUUUUCAUGUUAGGAAAGACUUCGGACAAAUCAACGCAGGAUCUAGUCAGUUUAGAAAGUGAACGCUACCGUGAUAUUGUCCAGGGAGAUUUUUUAGAUACGUACAGGAAUUUAACCUACAAAGCUGUCAUGGCCCUAGGAUGGGUCUCGAAGUAUUGCUCACACGCCGCUUUCGUUUUGAAGUCGGACGAUGACGUAUUGGUAAACAUGUUUGCUUUAAUACGUCACUUAAAAAGUAUGCAACGUCACGGGAUAGGGACCCAGGGUUUAUUACUAUGCAACGGAUGGGACAACAUGAAAGUGAUACGUACAAAGAAUAGCAAGUGGUAUGUUUCUGAAUCGGAAUACCGCCAUAACCGGUAUCCGAGCUACUGCGCAGGCGCUGCCUACGUGCAGUCUUCUGACGUCAUUUCCGCUAUGUAUCGGGCAACAUUUGAAGAACCCUUCUUUUGGAUUGAUGAUCUGUACAUAACUGGAUUACUAGCAAAACGACUAGGGAUUAAGCAUCAAAAAUUUAACAGCGUGUAUGUUUUGAAUCCGAAAGCGUUCCUGCCUCGUUUUGGUAAACAUGCAACGCUGGUGUUCGGUCAUGCGCCGAAUGUUAACAGUAUUCGGAUAAUAUGGAACCGUCUUGUGAAAACGGAGGAGAACAGCAGGAAACGCGCAGCAGUCGAAUUUAAAUUUUUAUGAUACAACGCCUCUUUAUCUCCGAGCAGUAGCACUCACCAGCAACAUAUAACGGCAGCUAGAAAUAGUUAUGAACAUUCAUAAGGAAUUCUUAAAGGCACAACUUGGGCGUGAUAUUUACCUGGCCAGGAGGAUAUUGACGCUGCUUGCAACCAUGCGCCACCAUGUGGAGUAUCACGCCAACGCUGAUCUCGAGUAUCAACAAUGCUUUUCACGAGCAUUGCGUGGCAGUUUUGGACAUGGCUUGUGACUUUCAGGCCGGUCUUUGGUCAUUGUUCUUUGCCGUUUAGUGAUUUUUCAACUAUCCCGUUCGGAGACGUCACGGUGCUGCUUGAAGCCAUUUUUAUGAAAACCAACAGACAUCGAAUGCCAAAGUUGUCCCUUGAAUAAUGCUAGCUGAAAUGAUUUAUAUCACGCACCCGACACACGUUGUUUUUUUCACGCACGCAAGUCACAAGUAUACUCAUUAUUAGUUCAUCUUCUGUGUUGUCAUAAAGGGUGCCAUGGGUGUUGAGAGUGCAGUUUGGAGGAUAUAUGCCGCUGAAUAUGUGGGCUUGUGUUAUUUUUUACGGAAAAGCGAUUACUUUAAGACAUUAGUACGAUACUUAAGUGUAGACAAUUAACAUUCCAGAAUGGAAUCUGUUCUCUGUUGGUAUCAAGAUAAAAAGAAUGAGGAGACGAAAUCCUCACACUGUCACGACCAAUGCCACGGACUAAGAUAUGUUCAUACAUUGCAUUAAUUGCCUAGUACUUUCAUGAUACACGCGGAGUAACAGCAAGACACUACCAUAAACUCAUAUCCGAUAUCCACCUAUUAGGGGUUACUAGUGAUUGAUUUUAAGUAGCAACACAACAUUUUGGUGUAAACACAUGUACCUCUCCCGCAUAUUUGCUACGAAUAUGCGAAUCGACAAGCCAUCUCUAGGUCAGUGAUGAAACUGAGUUUUAGUGUCGCCAUAUAAUUGAAACAACUGUGUGCCGUCACUCUGAGAGACAGUGUCACAGUUGAAUGUUGUUGAGUGUUACCAUCCCUGAGAUUUCGCACCAUGAACAUUAUGAUAGUCGGUUCAAAUCUAAAAUGCAUUUGUAUAAUUCACCUUGAGUAUUUUUGCUUUCUUUGCAAGCUCAUUUGUAUUGUGAAUCACAAGGGCCUCAAACCCAUAUUUGUCACAAAAACUGACGUCGUCUUUCAAUCAAAAAUAAAACUAUGUUUGUAUUUUA